Molecule: messenger RNA, 5157 nt
Organism: Vitrella brassicaformis
Lineage: Eukaryota; Vitrellaceae
Source: the annotation of a GenBank genome assembly
GGCAGCUUCGCAGAUCUCCUUCAUGGCGUGAUAGAGUGACCCGAUCCUGCCAGCGUCAUCGCUCUCGGGCACCGGCAGCAUGGGUGAUUUCUUUGCCAACCUGAAGAAGGAUCUGGCGGGCGGCAAGAAAGCACUCUAUGAGGACAAGAACAAGCCUGGGAAAAGUCCGCCUUCGUCUGUCAAAACCGGUCGAGAUGGGUCUGGGAGCAGCCCGAGCCAUGUGGCAUCCACUGGCAGCAAGGGAGAGAUGCCCCGAGAGGUAGAGAGGCAGCCGGCCAGCCUGGGCGGGAAGAACCAGGGAGAUCAGCCUGAUGCCAAGACUACAUCCUUCAUCUUCAAGUCGGGGCAGAACAAGGUGAGCAUGACACGCGCGAACUGCUGACUGUCUGAUUGUUUCUUUGAUUGGUUGGUUGGUUGAUUGAUUGAUUCAUUGAUUCAUCAGACCACGACAGACCAUGUUGGUGCCGGCAGCGAAGCUGGCGACGGCGAUGCAGACAACCACCAACCCAGCGGCCCGCCUCCACCACCAGGGCGUCAGAUCAGUGCUGCCGAGAUGUGUGGUCUGAUAGGGCAGGUGCUCCCCACGGCCGACAAGUGGACACAGGGGCGCGCAAUGAGCUUCAUCAAGACGAUGGCCAGGAAGGAGAGGCAGCAGCAGGAACGGCAGAUGAGGGACCCCGCCACCGACGACCAAACGAAGAAGGUGCGUGCCAUGGUGUGGGCGGUGCGGGAGAUGUGCGCCCACGACCAGCUGGUGCCGCCAGACCAGCGCAAGAGCGUGCGCCUUAAGGAGGAUUGCUCACUGCUGUCCCAGCUGCGCACCCCAGGCCACCUCGACCCGUCGUUCAUGGACGGGCUGCUCUUCCGCCACGCCCUGCAGGCGUGUGUGGUCCACGGGGCGGCCGGGUCGCUCGAGGUGCUGCUGAGGGAGACGCUCGUAAAGCCGACCGACAAGGACAAGAAGAAGCUGAGGGUGGGUGAGGUGCGGGCCAAGAUGGGCAGCAAGGUGCUCAAGUGGAGCCACAUGUCACUGGAUGCUCUCGACUCGUCGUGGAUGUACCUGGACGAACCCCUCAAUGCCGUCACUGAAGGUGGGCAAGUACACGAAGACAGACGGGUCGUGAGCAUGAAUGUUGCUUGUGUGGAUAUGUGUUGUCAUUCGUGCAUGCAUCUGGUCAGAUUAUGUGAGGGCGCCCCUCCCUGUGCAGGCAGCCAUCGCCGACGCACCAGCACAGAUCAUGCAGGUGUGCCGUACACAGCACCCUUGUAGGGCAGCAUGUCACGGAUCUGGCCGCCCUAUCACGGAUCUACCUGUGUGCAGCUGCUGGUCGAGUAUAAUGUCGACAUCAACGAGAUGGGCCUCGUGGCUCUGGCUCCUCAGACCAAAGACAAGAUGGUGACAUCCCCACUUGGUCAGUGAGUGUCGUAAGAAAGGGCAAGACAGAAGGAGGAGUGCCAGAUGGAUGUGAGUGUGACUUUGGGUCCUCAGGCGCCGCUGCUUUUGUGCAUUCACCUGAGACCCUCGACUUCCUUCUGCGGCAACCGCACGCCGACCCAUCAGUCCUCUCCGAGGGAGGCCCUCUUGCCGGUCUCAACCUUUUACAGCUGGCCUGCGGAGCUCUACACGAGCCGCCGCCGAGCAGCCAGGAUGAUGCCGGUGAGUUACUGAUCAAUUGAGCCAGAUUAGCUCGUGUUGAGACUCUUGUGUGUUGUGACAGCACCCAAGCCCCCGCUCCAGCCCAAGGCCAGCAGCCGCAAGAGUCGCAAGAAGGCCGCCAGCAAGGGCAAGUGUGACGAUUCACAAGUGCAAGAGGGGCAGCAAGAGGGCAAACUUGUCGACAACGGCGGCAUUGUCCAAGGCGGGGAGCAACAGGAGGCCGGCGGCAGUGGAGACACAUUCGACGCCGCAGCACAGGAAUCAAAGGGUGGGGCUGCCUGGCUGAUCGGGGAGGGGUUCAAGCUCACCCUCGCGAGAGUGAAGGAAUUGGCACAGGAGAAGGAGACGGCCCGGCAGUCGAGUGCAGUGGCCGUGCUGGAGGCGCUCGAACAUCACGGCCUCACGCGCAGCGCACCGGGCAAGGGCAAAGGGGGCCGCAGCAAGGGCCUGCACUGCCGUACCAUGGCGGGCAAUACGCUUCUGCACCUGGCGGCCAUUAAUGGGUGGUCUAGGGUGGUCGAUUGGCUCCUCGCAAAGGGAGUCGACGCCGAGGCCGUCAACACGGAGGGACUAACAGCACUCGACGAAGCACGCCGAAACGGCUGGAAGGUAAGCGAAAGGAAAGGUCCGACGGCGGCCGGCCGAGGACAGCCAUUGCUGUUGAGGUGUAUUCUUGUUUGCUUCAGUCGUGUGUGGAUCUGCUGGUUGCGCACCUCGAGUCGCGUCGGAAGGCUGUCGCGGCCGAGCUGCUGCACGAGGAGAGGAUGGCGCGUGAGAAGGAGGAGAGGGCCGCCAGGAAACGAGAGCAAAAGCGACUCAAGGUACUGCUGUCAUCGAUCGCGUAGCCCUGAAUGUAUAAUGCCUUCCUGUGUGUGAUUGCCAUCAGCGGCUGUCUGCAACGGGUCAGCAGGGAGGGGCAACAGCCGACACACCGGCGGCAGAUGAGGAGGUGGAGAUGGAUGACGGCCCACAGCACGAGGGACGGGGAGUGGGUGAUGUGACGGAGGAAGCUGCUACGCCGAGCUGCCCCCCAGACGCACAUGACGACAGGUAUAUGCAGGACCGCCGACACCUCCAUCUCGAUACAUCUGUACUUGUGUGGUCUGCAGUGUCGAGCCCGCCCUCUCUGAUCAGCCCAGUGACCACCAGCAGCAACAUGCCCUCAGCCAUGAGCCUCCAGAUGACAUCGGCCGCUCGCCCAUUCCCUCUACCGCUCUCCCACCUGCACACAUCGCAUCAACCAGCCACUUGUUGGCUGACCCUUACUACCAGCCGCCCAGCUCAUCGUAAGUCACACAGAGGGCCCUUAACACACAUGGAGUCGAUUGGUGGUGCCGUUUUGUGUUCUGUGUGUCAUCCAUCCAUCAGGUCAUCGUUUGUCGACCCGCCUGUGCCAUCGACGGUCAGCACCACACCGGCCGACCGGCCCUCCACAGCCCAGCCGUCAGCCCGACCGGACGAGUAAGGCAGCAGACACAAUCGGUCCGCCGUGUGGCCUUUCGCUGACAAUGUGGCCAAUGUGUGUGCAGCUUCCCCCCGGCUGAUGGCAUGGCUCAGCUGCGGGCUGAGCUGAAUGACGCCAUCGACAAGAAGGAGAGGUCAGACGGACACCACACGGCUGUGUGUGUCUGUGACGCAGCCAGACUGUCGCGUGUUGGUCUGUGUAUCGUCCAUGCCUGUGAGCAGUCUGGAGGCUCAGUACGGCGAUGUGCUUGAGGCCCGUCGGCGGGCGACCGAACGCGUCAAGGAGCUCAAAACAAAAAUACGACGACUCAGAUACGUCACACCCAAGUGAGCGAUACACAAAAGGAGAAGGUCCCACACAGCAGCUCCACUCUGUGUGCUGUUGAUGCAGUCUGAGCCAGGAUGUGUUGGCGUCAUUGGCCACUGCUGCUGAAGUGCGUGGGUUCGAGGCCAAGAUCAAUCGCGAGGAGGAACGGCUCGACGAGCUGCUCGUGGCCGCCUGCCAGCAUGCCACCCAGCUGCAGAGCGGCGCACUCAAAGCCAAGAGGGCACCCGCAGCCGAGCAACAGAGCGCCCCGGCCGCUGCCGCUCCCUCCUCUGCAGAUGGGUGGGAUGGGGAGAGAGGGAUGACCAUGUUCAGUGCAUCUCUGUGUCGCUCCGUUGUGUGUGUAUCAAUCAGGUGUGGCUUGCCAGUGUGUCAUGAAAUGAGUGUGUUGCUGAACGAGUCGUCGACUGAGGAGCAGCUGAUCGAGGCCACAGAGCACAUCCGAUGCGACAUAGACCAGUAAGACAGAGCGCUCCCCAUGCCAACCAACAGCCAUACCCCUGCACACGUAUGUGUGUGUCAGGCUGGAGUGUGACAUCUCUCGGAUGACGGAGGACCACAUCAAGGCCGAGGCGGCCCUCCAGACACUCGAGCAAGAGCACCACACACUGCAGCAAGAGGCAAACAAACGGUAACCAAACGCCCGCCGACACACACACACAGCCCGUUAUGCGCCUCUCUCUCCCUGUUUGUUUGUCCAUCGUCAGGCUGACCCCUACUCGUCUCGAGUCGCUCACGAGCAUCGCAGCGGUGGACGCCUUCAGGCGCGACAUCAAGAAGGCCAAACAGGAGCUGCGAGAUCUGGCCAGAGACGCCGCUGUGCGUCACGCUGCACUCGAGAAGGAGGAGACGGAUGCCGCUGCCGCUGCCUCUGGCGAUGGCGGGGAGGGCACCUGCGUUAUGUGCAUCUCCGAGCGGCCAAUCGUGGUAUUCUUCCCGUGUCUGCAGGUCAGCGGCCACACACACGAAUCACAUGCCGUUGCACGUCAUUGUGUGUGUGUGUAUGCAGAAGUGUCUGUGCGAGGGGUGCUGGCGUGAGAUGGCGGCGGCCCACGAUACGGCCAAGAGGGAGAAGGCGCGGCUGGAGGCGCUGGAGCGGCGAGUGCCUGAUAGCAUCGCCCGGGACGCCCAGCUCAAGUGUCCGAUGUGCAACCAGGAGGCCCACUACGCCAGCACCGUCGACGGCAUCCGAACAGCCACGUGACGACAAGACCAUGAGAUAGACCGCUCUGUAUCCCUGUGCGUUCAUUUAAGGGCAUUCUAGUUAGUCGGUCGCAGGCUAACAUCUGACAGGGGGCGAUACAGAGAGGGUAUCGCUGUCGGGCACCGGGCCUAUGUAUCUAUCUAUUUGUAUGUAUCUCUCGGAUCUGAUGUAUUCAUAUGGCAUUUAUCGCGGAGACUUGAGUCAUUAGAUGGUCGUGUCUGCCUCGAUGGCAGGCAGCCAUGGACCUCUUCAUGCAUCCUGUGCGUUGUGCACCAACGCAGCCAGUGGCAUCGAAAUCGCCGGCCACGUGGAUGACAUCCCAUGCAAGACAGGCAAUUUUCCACCCCUACGUGCGUGUUUUGUAGGGCGUACGGAUCCGUUCGAAUGUAUGUAUUUGUGUCCGUCCAUGUAUUGCAGUCGGUCGGUGCACAUGUGUGACCAGUGAACUUUUAUACAGCGACUACGGGGUCGUCAUGGAUUCAAUCCUUCCGCAUAUAUAUAAGCAAG